This is a messenger RNA of Monodelphis domestica (gray short-tailed opossum), 3330 nucleotides long. It is a transcript of the gene TTC38, whose product is annotated as tetratricopeptide repeat domain 38. Gene Ontology annotation, molecular function: protein binding. The record is from RefSeq and is a predicted model, not a curated record. NCBI's taxonomy places the organism in Eukaryota, Metazoa, Chordata, Mammalia, Didelphimorphia, Didelphidae.
UUCCCUUGCCCCGCCCCCUCCCUCCGCCCCACUACCGCUGCGCCCCAGUUCCAGCCGGUCCGCACUCGCCAUGUCCUCUCCGGGCUCGCUCCGCGACUGCCAGGCUUGGAAGGAUGAAGGCCUGGCUCUUUCAACCACCAGUAACGAAGCUUGUAAGCUGUUUGAUGCCUCUUUGACUCAGUAUGUGACGUGGACCAAUGAUAAGAGUCUUGGUGGCCUGGAAGGAUGCUUUUCCAAACUCAAGGCAGCAGAUCCAACUUUUGUGAUGGGGCAUGUCAUCUCCAAUGGUCUGGCACUCAUUGGCACCGGGACCUCAGUGCUACUGAAUCCAGACCUUCGAGUCUCCAUGGAGACGAUGAUGGAGCUUUCCAGGAAGCAGAACCUGACAGAGCGGGAGCGGCUGCAUGUGUCUGCUGUGGAUAUGUUCGCUAAGGGGUGCCUUCCAAAAGCAUGUACCAUCUGGGAACAGAUCCUCCAAGACUACCCCACUGACAUGUUGGCACUGAAGUUUUCCCAUGAUUCCUUCUUCUACCUGGGGUAUCUGGCUCAGAUGAGGGACUCUGUUGCUCGGAUUUAUCCUUAUUGGACCCCCAACAUUCCCCUCAGCAGCUACGUUAAAGGCAUUUAUUCUUUUGGAUUGAUGGAAACCAACUUCUAUGAUCAAGCAGAAAAGUUGGCCAAAGAGGCCCUGUCCAUAAAUCCCACAGAUGCCUGGUCGGUGCACACGAUAGCCCACGUCUAUGAGAUGAAGGCAGCACUCAAGGAGGGAGUCUCGUUCAUGCAACACUCCGAGUCCAACUGGAAGGACUGUGACAUGCUUGCUUGCCAUAACUAUUGGCACUGGGCCUUAUACCUGAUUGAAAAGGGUGAAUACGAAGCUGCCCUGACCAUUUAUGAUGACCACAUUGCACCCAGCCUUCUGUCAACAGGUUCAAUGCUUGACAUGGUGGACAGCUGUUCCUUGAUGUACAGACUUCAGAUGGAAGGUGUGUCCGUGGGAGACCGUUGGCAAGCCAUACUUCCUGUUACAAAGCAGCAUUCCAGGGACCACAUCCUGCUCUUUAAUGAUGUCCAUUUCCUGAUGUCCUUCCUGGGGGCCAAGGACCAUGGGACUGCCCAAGAGCUCCUGACCACUCUUCAGGAACUGGCCCAAGAUCCUGGUGAGAACCACCAGCAUAAGCUGGCCCAGGAGGUGGGGUUACCUCUGUGCCAGGCCCUGAUGGAGAUGGAGAAUGGAAACCCAGACAGAGCCGUGGACUUGCUGCUCCCGAUCCGAUACAAGAUUGUCCAAAUAGGUGGCAGCAAUGCUCAGAGGGACGUCUUCCAUCAGGUGCUGGUCCACAGCGCUCUGAAGUGUCAGCAGAAAUCCCACAGGAACCUGGCCAGGAGCCUGCUCAUGGAAAGGGAUGCCCUGAAGCCCGGCUCCCCUCUGACCGAGCGCCUCAUCCGGAAGGCAGCAGCCGUGCACCUCAUGGAGUAAAGCCGGGGCUCCCCCUCCCUAGUCUCGCUCAGAGGGAGCCCGGCCUCUGGACCCGCCCCCAACCCCCCGCUUCCCCGCACUCCUCCGGAAUUUGGGAGCAUCGUCCCCUCUGUGAAUCAUCGUCAUGAGCCAAAGCAUCCAGGCCCAUCUUUAUACCGAGAAGACGGAGGCAGGGACGAGGUGGCCGGAGACGAGGCCCUCUCCUUCCCCCUCCUGCCCCCAACGGCACGUGCUUGGCUCAUCCUGUGCCUCUGGGUGGCAUCAAGGAACGGAAAGUGAUUGUAUCGCAAAUCUGAGUCAAGCCUAAGAAAGGCGUCUGAUGGGGCCCCCUCCCAGCCUCCCAACCUGCCGGGGAGGCAGGAUUCUGGGAGCCGGGGACCAGCUCUCCUCACUAGGGAAGCGUGCCCAGCUGCCAGCACGCCUGGUGGGCCGACCCUGCUUUAAUCAGCAACUUUUCCAGCAAAAAAUUCCAAGCUUGACCUUUGGCAAGGGCCUCCCCCUCCCUAAGCCUCCGUUGCCUCCGCAGUAAAAUGGGGGUCGUCACCCUCCCCCCUCCCUCACCGCCCUGCCAGGGAUGCCCGUGGAGUCGGAGUGGGAAGGGACCUGGAGAACCACCAAUAGAAGCAGUAAACGCCUGGGCACCUGCACCGGAAUAACCAGAUCAGCUCCCUAGGUCUAUACUUCCAGCAUUCCCAGCUGGGCCCACAUGCCGUGAUGCUUAGGGAGGUACCUUCUCAGCCUCAGCUUACUCCUCUGUAAAAUGGGGCUAUUCCAAGCUGCACUAGCUUCCCCUCCGGGCUGUGUGAGCUCAGGGCUUCCCUCUCAGGUCCCCCUCGGAGGCCUCAGGGCAAAGCUGCCAUCUUUGCCUGGGCCUUCACGGGCAGCCCACCAGCCAAUACGAGUCCCUCCUCUACUUGGAGUCUGUGUGAAAUCCCAGCUUCCAGCACACAAUUUCAGAUCCGUGUCACUGGAUGAAGAUUGUGGGGUGGCCCCAGCCCUAGGGCGCUGAGGUGUCAGUCAGAAAGAAUCCAUCCUGUGCCUGGAAACCUGCCUCUGUGCCUCUGGCUUCAUCAUUAAAGGCGAGACAGUGCUGGCUCCUCUCUUCCGUGGCUUCUGAGACCCAGCCUUGCCUGCGAAAGGGCUCAGGAAGCGCCUUUACCCAUGCUCCUUGGUGUCUCUUGCCACCCAAUAAUGCACUUGCUGGCUCGGGCCUACUCCGAGCCACGUGACCCUGGGCAAGUCACCUAACCCCAUUGCCUCAUCCUUACCUCUCUUCUGCCUUGAAACUAGUGCAUAGUAUUGAUUCAAAGGGGGAAGGGAAGGGCUUAAAAAAAUGCCAGCAAGCACACCUCACAAUACAUAAAACCAGUCGCUGUGACCAAUUGGAUAAAGUCAUCUCCAGAGGAUUGGAAUGACUUGUUUCCAUUUUCUCCCAUAUUCACUUUACACAAUUGGCCAAAGAAAAAAACUGCUUUUUUUUUUUUUUUGAAAAAUUUAAUUAAUUGAUUUAGAAUAUUUUUCCAUGGUUACAUGAUUCACGUUCUUUCCCACCCCUCCUCCAUCCCCUCCUGUAGCCAGCAAACAAUUACUCUGGGUUUUACUUGUGUCAUUGAUCAGGAUCUAUUUCCAUAUUAUUGAUAUUUGCACUGAAGUGAUCACUUAGACUUAGAGUCUCCAUCCCCAAUCAUAUCCCCAUCAACCCAUGGAAUUAAGCAGUUGUUUUUCUUCUGUGUUUCUGCUCCCACAGUUCUUCCUCUGGAUGUGAAUAGCAUUCUUUCCCGUAAGUCCCUCAGAAUUGUCCUGGGCCAUUGCAUUGCUGCUAGUAGAAAAGUCUAUUAUGUUCAACUGUG